Clupea harengus (Atlantic herring) is the source of this 2290-nucleotide messenger RNA. RefSeq names its product septin 8a (gene septin8a). The record is from RefSeq and is a predicted model, not a curated record. Gene Ontology annotation, molecular function: GTP binding. NCBI's taxonomy places the organism in Eukaryota, Metazoa, Chordata, Actinopteri, Clupeiformes, Clupeidae.
AACCGUCCGGGACCAAGUGGGAGUUUCCAGGAAGUAGCCAUAUUGAAGCCUGUGAGCUUGUUCCACUCUGUCAGUUUACAGACAGUGAUAGACGAGAGGAGCCCCUCGCCCAGCUCGGCAGUGAAAUACACACAUUCCGCAAUAUGGCUGCUACCGACGUUGACAUAUUUUCUAAUGAAGAAAAGCGCAACCUGAGUUUGGGCGGUCAUGUUGGCUUUGACAGUCUGCCCGAUCAGCUGGUCAGUAAAUCGGUGACACAGGGCUUCUGCUUCAACAUCCUGUGUGUGGGGGAGACGGGUAUCGGCAAGUCGACGUUAAUGAACACGCUGUUUAAUACGAUGUUUGAGAACGAGGAGGCGAGUCACUACCAGAACAGUGUGUACUUGCGGCCCAGAACGUACGACCUGCAGGAGAGUAACGUGCACCUAAAACUCACCAUCGUGGACACGGUCGGUUUUGGCGACCAAAUCAACAAAGAAGACAGUUAUAAGCCUAUAGUGGAUUAUAUCGACACACAGUUUGAAAACUACCUUCAGGAGGAGCUAAAAAUCAAGCGAUCCCUCUUCAACUACCAUGACACCAGAAUUCAUAUCUGCCUUUAUUUCAUCGCUCCCACUGGGCAUUCACUCAAGUCUCUGGAUUUAGUCACCAUGAAAAAACUGGACAGUAAGGUUAAUAUUAUCCCAAUCAUUGCUAAAGCAGACACAAUUUCUAAGAGUGAACUGCAUAAGUUCAAGAUCAAAAUCAUGAGUGAAUUGGUGAGCAACGGCGUGCAGAUCUACCAGUUUCCUACAGAUGACGAGGCAGUCACAGAGAUCAACUCCUCUAUGAACGCCCAUCUCCCCUUCGCCGUGGUGGGGAGUGUGGAGGAGGUCAAGGUGGGGAACAAGACAGUGAGAGCCAGGCAGUACCCAUGGGGAGUGGUGCAAGUUGAGAACGAGAGCCACUGUGACUUUGUGAAGCUGAGGGAGAUGCUGAUCCGCGUGAACAUGGAGGACCUCCGAGAGCAGACCCACGCGCGCCACUAUGAACUCUACCGCCGCUGCAAGCUGGAGGAGAUGGGCUUCAAAGACACCGACCCCGACAGCCAACCUUUCAGCCUACAGGAGACCUACGAGGCCAAGAGGAAAGAGUUCCUGGGCGACCUGCAGCGCAAGGAGGAGGAGAUGAGGCAGAUGUUCGUCAGCAAAGUAAAGGAGACGGAGGCUGAGCUGAAGGAGAAGGAAAAAGAGCUGCAUGACAAGUUUGAGCAGCUGAAGCGCAUGCACCAGGAGGAGAAGAGGAAGGUGGAGGAGAAGAGGCGAGACAUCGAGGAGGAGAUGAACGCCUUCAACAGGAGGAAGGUCGCCGCCGAGACGCUAUCCCUCUCGCAGCCGCUCAAGAAGGACAAGGACAAGAAAAAUUAAUUUAUGAGCUCAGCACCCAGGCCAACCGAGGAUUUGUCUUCCAUCACCAUAGCUACAUCAGCACAUGUGCCCUGACUUUCCUGUGACAUUUAAAAUGGACCAAAGACACUUGUGGACACUGAGGGCCAGACAGAGGGCAGCGAUGCUGGUGCUGCCUUGCCGAAAAUAAUGUGGCCAUUCGUCUCUAGGACUAUCCAGGUUUAUUUUGUUUAGUUUUGGUUUGUUUGUCUGACAAAUUGGGACUUUUUAUACCUUUUAUUUUGUAUUACCUUUUGUCUUGCUUCGAGAUGCACCUGAGGCUUGAGUCACUAGAGCACUAAUGUGGAGUAGACGAGAGUAAUGGGCCUCCAGCAAAUAUAUAUACAAAUGUGUGUUUAAUCUCUGUGCAGAAUCCUUAAAGCCAUGUUUUUUUUAAAUAGGUGAUGUAAUGCUAAUUAAUCUGCAUUUUUCUCUGUCUGCAUUUAGUGUUGUCUUAAACUGAGCCACGUCAGGCCUGAAUGAUCGUAUAUACGAUAAUAGCAAUAAUAGCAUCACAACGUCAAAUCUAUACACCUGGGUACAGAUUAAAUAAACCGGUCAAGUUUAUAAUAAGAGGGAGAGUUUCUUUGGUGCUGUUUUUUAUUUUAAUAUUUCAACCCACUAACCCACAUAUUUUUGUAGCUGUUUUUUUUAAGCAUUGCGAAACUUGUCAGGCACAUUGUGUUUGAAAUUGUGUCAAACUAUGUGAUUGCUUCCAUUGUAUGUGUGAGGGGAGUUGUUCACAGAGAAGCCGGCUCGGUGUCAAAAAGACACAGAAAGCCUUUUCUGUCUUAUUGGUUAGCUGAUCAGGACGUUUGCAUGAGAUGUAUUGACUUUCGUAAAUAAACUAAAAGCACGACACCCGA